CCUUAAGCACCAUUAUGAGGCUCUGGGCCUGCGGACUGUUGACUUGCACCGGGGUGAUGCCAUCGAAAACAAAGCCCACCUAAGAGUUGACUUGACCUCUUUGCCAGUCUGUGAUUCGAUUUAAACUCAGGCCAAGACUAGCGUACCACAGCGAGACUUGGUCGAACGGUGAGACACUGGAGCACGCUGGCACGUCGACAACGGUACAUUGUGCUCGUGCUGUGGCAGAAAUGACAAGGACUGAUGGCCACCCAAACGGGGCGUUCCGCGAUGGAUGCCACGAAGCCCCGCUUCAAAUCUCGGGGAUGGUGGACAAAGCUUGCAGCGCCUUUAUCGUGUACUAGUGUACAUUUACCGAGGCGCGCCAUUGAGGUUGGAUCGGAUGGGGUUUUCGAGGCUGACUGUUUUGCUUUUUGUGGCCUGUUUCUAGGUCUCUUCUGGAAGGUGGCGGUGACCCCUGGUCGCCUGUAGGGCCCGCUUUGCAGCCUGGCUGGAGGGGGAGCCACAUUCCCGGGAUGUGUUUCAGAUAAAACGUGGCUAAGCAAUCGCAUGAGCUUGAAUAGAACCGCCCCCGUCCAGCCUGUCAGUGAAACUCGCGGGUUCAACACAACCCGACUUCACAGCGCAAGAUCACAAAGUCUAGGGUCCCUUGCGGAGAGACCAGCGCGUGACCGAGCCGCACGUGGGUUGCAGCUGUCGGGCCAGAACCUCGAGUCAACCCUAGGAAAGAACAAUUGAAGCCUCGUGGUGCAGCUUGCCCGGUAGGCACACGUGCAGACAGGCGGAGGCGCAUUUGGAGAGCUAAGGGGGGGGAUAACCAACAUCGGGACACUGGUCACGAUUGCCUGGUGCAACAGACCACAAAUGUUGAGUCAUCCAUGACUGUGAGCGGACCGAAUGAAGGAUUGAGGCACAGGCCAGGAAACAGGAAACGAGCUGCAUCAACGGCGAAUCGGUCCCUUUCAGGCCCUCUUGCUGCGUGAAAAUUGGUGGAUUAAUAUCUCCGGUGCAGGCCCUCAAAAGUCCGCGUGUGCAAUCAAUCUGGCCAUGUGGGUCAAGGCAGCCCUGGAGGGGCCCAGGCCUCAAGUGUCGACCGUCUAAUUUCCACCACUUCUUCUUCCAGGUCUACUCCCUCCCAGGCACGAAAGCCUCUUGCUACUUGACGGUAUUCCCUUCUCUUGGCUCGUCUCCUCUUGCCUUCGACUCUCGCGGUACUGGUACCUGCGGACAAAUGUCGUCUAUUCGAAUGGACUGCCUCUAACCCACGACGAGUGCGACCGACAGUACAAGGACAUGGCGCCGCUCCGUGAUUCCAUCAUGGUGCCCGACCUGCCGGCUCUGUCUCCCCGGAAAGACCAUUACUACUAUGACCCGGCCGUGGAACUUUACGCUGGGCUAUGGUGUCUCUUCUCUGCUGCAACUGCAUUCCUAGGCCUGAGGGUUUGGGUCAAGUUUCAGCGUCGCCACGGUUUGUGGUGGGAUGAUUAUCUUCUAAUGUUGUCAUGGCUUAUCCUCUUGGGCACUGAUAUCCUAACAACCUUCGAGUACGCAAAUGGUUAUUCAAAGGGUGACUGGACCGACAGCAUGCAUAUUUUGAUCAAUAUCUCUUCAGAUGGAACCGUGAUAGGGCAAGCUCUGACCAAAACUGCCUUCGCCGUCACGCUCUUGCGGAUGUGUCAUGCUUCGACACGAUCGCGGUUUCCCUGGAAGCAGACCCUGCUAUGGUUCUGUAUCAUCACAAUGGAUGGUAUCGCGCUGUCGAAAUGCGUCUUCCAAUGGGCCAAGAUCUGUGGGCGGCACGAUUAUCAGCAGUGGUACCGUCUGAACUGGUGCUUGGAUUGGACAUUUUCUCAGGAUUUUAAGGAGCUUGGGAACAUCUACAACAUUAUAAUGGACUUCCUAUUCGCGAUUUUCCCCUGGUUCAUUACCUGGCCGUUAAACCUGAAGCGAGGGGAGAAAAUCGGGCUAGGUGUCACCUUGAGCCUUGGAAUGAUGAUCGCUAUUAUCACAGCAAUACGAACUUGGUGGAAAGACACACCGCUUAUGCAUGUGCAUGACUGGUGGUAUAUGUGGCGGGACGCUGUCUCACAGAUAUGGUACUCGGCUGAAGUCUCUGGAACAAUCAUGGUACAAUGUGUUCCGGUGCUCAGGCCUUUCAUCAAGGAUUUACAUACCGCAUUCACCUCCAAACGGCUUGAAGCCACGGAGCCAUCGCGGGCACAGUCGACCUGGCGCGGUUCUACUCUCAUCGACCAAAGAUCGAAUUCGAUCCCAUCCAGAACAGCUUCGAUAUUGUCCAAGAGCGAGGAGAAGAAAUCACCUGGCAUAUUCGAAUUGACAGAAAUACCAGAGGAGACAAUCAUAUUUGACCAGACAGCAAAAGACUACGGGUAUCAUGCACAGGCAUAUUAUGACCCUAGUUCCGAUCGCACCGCAGAGUUGCCUGUGCAGGGCAUCACCGCGACUACGACGACCACUCAGCAGCUGAAUGGACCGCUGGAUUCUUGGCCAGUCCCGACAAGAGGGAACUACUAGUCACAAUCGCAAUCUAUACAAAUUCUUUCAUGAGCAUCAUUCGAGUGUGGCGGGUCAUUCGCAC
Molecule: messenger RNA, 2599 nt
Organism: Diaporthe batatas
Lineage: Eukaryota; Fungi; Ascomycota; Sordariomycetes; Diaporthales; Diaporthaceae
Exons: 6
Coding region: 1294-2535 (413 amino acids)
Source: RefSeq, a predicted model, not a curated record